Daktulosphaira vitifoliae (grape phylloxera) is the source of this 3528-nucleotide messenger RNA. RefSeq lists its product as uncharacterized. The coding region runs from base 1791 to 3293 and encodes 500 amino acids. Gene Ontology annotation, biological process: DNA replication. The record is from RefSeq and is a predicted model, not a curated record. The transcript has 7 exons. Gene Ontology annotation, molecular function: DNA-directed DNA polymerase activity; nucleotide binding; DNA binding. Lineage: Eukaryota; Metazoa; Arthropoda; Insecta; Hemiptera; Phylloxeridae.
GAGGACGAUAUUGAUCAUGCUGUGGAUAUUUCAUACACAAAAUUAUUAGAAGAACAGGAAAACUAUGCUAGUAAAGGUAGUAAUUUUUCGUUUUCUAAUAUAGACGGUAUUUUACUGGGUGUUUACAAAUAUCAGCCUUUAGGCGGGAGUUCUUACAUUGAUUUACCGUAUGAUAUUAAAAACAGAAAUGCUGUAAUAAACCCACAAAAUAUAGAUCAACAAUGUUUCAAAUGGGCUAUAUUGGCGAAAAAAGUGACUGGUAAUAUCAAAUAUAUAGUAGGUUACAACUAUAAGUCUAUAGAAAACUCUUAUAAUUUCUCCGGUUUAUCAUUCCCAACAUCGAUUUCAGACAUAAAAAUUUUCGAAAAAAAUAAUCCGCAUACUUCAGUCAAUGUUUACGGACUAAAAUUGAAAGAUUUACAUAAUAAACCCGAAUAAUUAGUUUAUCCGCUGAAGAACGUAAAGACCAUAUUGAUUUGUUAAUUGUGUCAAACGCCGCGGGUGACAGCCAUUACACUUAUAUUACCGAUUUUGGUCGAAUAACAAAUAACAAAGAAUACGGCAAAAAGGAUAUUUUGUAAACGGUGUUUCACGGGCUUUAAUAAUGUACCUAAAAAGUAUAAACUACGUGGAGUUGAGGCGCUAGAAGAACAUAAAAAAAUUUGUGGUGAAAACAAACCGUUUUUACCUGUAAUGCCUGAAAAGGGCACUAAAUUAAAGUUCGAGUCAUGGGGCAAAACACAGGAACAUCCAUUUGCAAUAUAUGCAGAUUUUGAAAGCCUGCUGGUCAAGUCCAACAAUGAUACGAAAGGCAACACAAAUUUUGUUCAUGAACAUGUUGCAAUGAGCUAUGGAUACAUAGUAAAAGCAGCCGACAGUGUACCCAUAGAAUUAUUGCAACAGUAUAAUAUUCAAACGACGCCCAAAAUAUACAGAGGAAAUAAAAGCAGUGAGCCGGAGGAAGUAGUCAAUCGGUUCAUGGAUGACGUAACUGAAGUGGCGUUGAAAAUUGAAGAGUUACUCAAGACGAAUGUUGAUAUUUGUAUGACACACGAAGAAGCUGAAAAACAUAUAAAGAAAACCUGCUGCGACUUGUGUAAGGGUGGUUUUACAGAGAAAAAUCAUAAAGUAGCAGACCAUGAUCAUUUGACAGGUAGUUUUAGAAAAACACUUUGUAACAGUUGCAAUUUAAAAUUAACAACGCCCAAGUUUGUAAACGUAUAUUUCCAUAAUCUUAGCUCGUACGACGGACACUUUUUAGUUAAAGCCCUUGGAAGAGAUACUAGUAGAAUAAGUGUAAUACCCGCUACAGAAGAAAAAUAUAUUUCUUUUUCAAAGUUUGUUUCAAAUAAAUUUUCGUUAAGUUUCGUCGAUACAUUUCGUUUUAUGAGUACUAGUUUAGCGGCUCUCGCUAAAAAUUUGCGCGCCGCCGACAUAAAAUUAUUCGAAGAAACCGCAAAAGCGUUUUCAUCGGACGGUGACAUUGAUUUAGUGACCCGUAUUCAUACACCUCAAGCUGGGAUGUACUCGAAGAAAAACAAUUGCCGCCAAAAGCCGAUUUUUAUAAUGAUCUAUCAGAAACACAUAUAGAUGAUGCCGAAUACAAACACGCACAAAACGUAUGGCAACAUUUCAAUUGUAAAACCCUCGGUGAGUACUCUGAUCUGUAUCUGAAAACUGACGUAACAAUACUUGCGGAUGUUUUUACGAAUUUUCGCAAGUUAUGUUUACUAAAAUAUAAAUUGGAACCGGCAUAUUAUUUUACGAGUCCCGGUUUGUCUUUUGACGCUAUGCUGCUGCAUACGGGCGUUUCACUAGAUCUCAUGAGUGAUUAUGAACAGAAACUCUUUAUUGAGAGAGGAAUACGGGGAAGAAUGACAACUUCGGUGUUGAAACAUGCCACAGCCAACAAUGAAAAGACGCCUAAUUAUGAUAUUAAACAACAAAAAUCUGAAAUUAUAUAUUUGGAUGUCAAUAAUUUGUAUGGUUGGAGUAUGUCUCAACAUAUGCCAUGUGGUGACUUUAAGUGGUUAGACGUGGACGACGAAACAAAAAUUUUAAAGACUGUGGAAGAGUUACCUGCGGAUUCUCCUAUAGGAAUGGCCCUUGAAGUGACGGUGUCGUACCCGAAAGAGUUACAUGAUGCCCACAACGAAAUGCCGUUUCUACCUGAACGAAAAUGUCCGCCUAAUUCACGGGUCAAAAAACUGUUGUCUACUUUCGAUCGGAAAGAAAACUACGUUAUACACUAUUUAAAUUUAAAACAGGCUAUGGCAAACGGAUUGAAAGUAGAAAAGGUGCAUAAGGUUUUACAAUUUAAGCAGUCGGCCUGUCUAUCAAAAUAUAUACAACUCAACACGGAGAUGAGACAGAAAGCCAAAAAUGAUUUUGAAAAAGACUUUUUUAAAUUAAUGAACAACGCUGUUUUUGGUAAAAUGAUGGAACGUGUACAAUUUAGAACGCAAAUGGAAUUGGUCACUAAUCCUAAACGAGCGGCUAAAUUAAUUAGAAAGCAUAAUUUCAAACAUUGUACAACGUACAGUGAAAAUUUAUCAGCGUUUGUAUUGGAAAAGAAAAUUAUCAAUUUUUGUAAACCAGUAUACGUAGGUUUCGCAAUUUUAGAAAUUAGUAAAACUCUCGUAUACGAUUUCCAUUAUAACGUAAUGAAGAAAUAUUUCAAAGACCGUGCUCGACUAUUAUACGGUGACACAGAUUCAUUAGUGUACUUUAUCGUGGGUGAUGACUCUUAUGCGGUGGCAAAGAAAAAUCCUGACCUAUUGGCUAGACUUGACACUUCAGGUUUGCCGAGCAGUCACCCGUGUUAUUCAAACGCUAACAAAAAGGUGCCUGGUUUGUGGAGUGACGAAGCGCCGGGGAAAUCUAUAUUGGAGUUUAUUAGUCUAAGACCAAAAUGUUAUGGUUUUGACUUGGAGGGUAAAGAAAAAAUUAAGGCAAAAGGGAUAAACGCUGUUUGUAUGCUGAAUGAAGAGGAUUCUGCAGUAAGCGAAGCUCAUACAACAGCGGCUACAUUUGGCACGAUGGUUGUAAACAACAUUCAUGAGAGAGCCGUGGACCCUUAUUGCCCCGUUGUAAAGUACCCGACUUAUACACCAUACAGAGAAAAUGUGUCAAUCAGAUCAUUUCAACACCAAAUAUACACCAUUAAGACUAUGAAAAUGACAUUAAACCGUUUAGAUGAUAAGCGGGUUAUAUCAGAAGACCGUAUUACUACCUACGCUUACGGUCAUUAUAAACUAGAGAAUGAAGACAGCAUUGAAACUUAUGAUUUGUAGAUACAUCUUAUAAACUAAUGUAAAAAUAAUAAACAGAUUACAAACAUUUAUUAGUAAACAAUAUUAUUAUUAUUAUGUACAAAAAUUUAUUGUUGAAAUUAUAUUAAAUAAAAAAAAAAAAUUUACCUUGAUUAAAAUAUAAAUAAUUGAUUAAUCGACUCAUAUAGUAAUAAAAAACUAUGCUUAUUGAACUAUGCCUGUUCAUAGCUAAUACAUCACCCUCUUACACGUAUAA